CUAUACAAAUUUAUAAAAUGGCGGACCUGUGAGUGACGUAUGUGUUGUGUGUUUAUGAAUUUCAUUUAUUAUUUUAUUGCAGUGAUUUAUAUGAUGAAGUGAAGACUGUUUGAUUAUAUUAUUAUCUUAUCUAUUUGUCGUCAUUUUGAUGAUGAGGGGAGAGCAGACCUGGUAGGAGGAGCACGACAUGAAUUCUGACGUGCACCGACACCAGGCGCACCCGCCAUUGGCACAGCACGGAGUGCACGCGGGCUCGCAGGCCGUGGGCCCGUGCGGCUGGUACUCGGCAUCGGCCGCGCCCGCUCCCACCGCCCCGGCCCGCCAGAAGCGCGCUCAGCCCCCGCACCAACUACCAUGUGGAGGUAGUGUGAGCGGUAGUAAUGGGCCACACGCGCCUCUCUCGCCCACCGCAUUGCAGAAUUCCAUUCCACAUAAUAUUGUGAUGUCGUCGUCGGUUCGGACGCCAGCCCCGGCCGGACCCACGGCAUCUGCUAUGCACACAUCUCAAACGACGCCUGCAGCGGUGUCAAAAGGUCCCAGUGACGUGCUGGUGAACUCAUCGUGCGUGAACCCACCGCCCGCCGGCAACAGGCUCGUCAACAUGACUCAGUGGCCAUGGCACCACGGCGCUAUCUCCCGGGAGCGCGCAGAAGCGCUGCUGUCGGGGUCCCCGGACGGCGUGUUCCUGGUGCGAGAGAGUACCAACUUCCCCGGCGACCACACGCUUUGCGUGCGGUAUCGCGGACGAGUCGAGCAUUACCGAGUAAAAUGGGCAACAGCCCCUGAUAACCAAAAUCAACGUCUUACGAUAGAUGAUGAAGAAUUCUUCGAUAACAUGACCGAUUUAAUUCACCACUACUUACAAGAUGCAGACGGAUUAUGCACUAAGCUAGUUCGCUGCUUACCAAAGGCCUCGCCGAACGGCGCCAACAAUAACGGCGUGUUACAGCCGCCCUACCCGCCACAUCCACAGCAGCCGCCCCCGUACCCCCCUACUCCAAGCGUAUCGAGCGCGUUAAGCUCGGGCCACUUCCAACACACGUACUCCACGCAGAUCGCGCCCACCGACCAGACGGACAGCGCGCUGCAACAACAGAACUUCGUCGAUGCACGUUGGAAAAUAGACGAGCGUGAUCUAGAAAUCCGUGAAAACAUUGGCAAAGGCGAGUUUGGUGAUGUUAUGCUGGGUAUAUUGAACGGCUCUCAGAAAGUCGCCGUCAAGAUCUUAAAGGACCGCGAGGCCGCGAGUAAAUUCCGAGCCGAAGCAAGCGUCAUGGCGUCGCUGAAGCACGAUAACCUGGUAAGGCUACUGGGGCUGGUAUUCUCGUCUACCGGCAACACUUGCAUCGUGACAGAGCACUGCGCUCAGGGCUCACUGCUUGACUACCUGCGCUCCCGAGGCAGGCACUACGUCACGCAACUCAACCAAAUUAACUUUGCCUAUGACGCGUGUUGCGGCAUGGAGUACCUGGAGCGCAUGCGCGUGGUGCACCGCGACCUGGCCGCGCGGAACGUGCUCAUCUCCGGGGAGGGCGUCGCCAAGGUCGCGGACUUCGGGCUGGCCAGGCACGACGCCGCGCUCGACGACCCCGCCGAGGCCGCGCGUCUGCAGGCCAAGCUGCCCAUCAAGUGGACCGCGCCCGAGGCGCUCAAGUACAACAAAUUCUCCAACAAGUCUGACAUGUGGAGUUUUGGCAUUCUUCUCUGGGAAAUAUAUUCAUUUGGGAGGGUUCCGUACCCGCGAAUCCCGCUAGCGGAGGUGGUCCGCCACGUGGAGCGCGGGUACCGCAUGGAGGCGCCGGAGGGCUGCCCGCUGGGCCCGUACGAGGUGAUGCGCGCGGCGUGGCACGCGGACCCGGGCGCGCGGCCCAGCUUCGCGGCCACGCGCCUCCGCCUCGCCGCCAUGCGCGACGCCGCGCACCACGCGCCCGCC
Messenger RNA from Trichoplusia ni (cabbage looper), 1933 nucleotides. It is a transcript of the gene Csk, whose product is annotated as tyrosine-protein kinase CSK. NCBI's taxonomy places the organism in Eukaryota, Metazoa, Arthropoda, Insecta, Lepidoptera, Noctuidae. The annotation marks the transcript as partial. The record is from RefSeq and is a predicted model, not a curated record. Gene Ontology annotation, molecular function: ATP binding; protein tyrosine kinase activity. The transcript is spliced from 15 exons. Gene Ontology annotation, biological process: protein phosphorylation.